UUGUUCAAAUAAUAUACUUUAUAAUAUCUUAAAUCGUGAUAAAAAGUAAAAACUAUAAACCAUAGACCUAUAAAAGUAUCAACUAUAUAAAGUUAGUUAAUAGGUCUAUGCUUUAAACCGUCUUUAGUCGGUAUUUAUUGUCACUUCAUUGAACUUGGCUUAAAAAAAAAAGUUUAAAAUGUCUCUAAAACGGAAUGUACCGCCGCCGGUGAAGGGUAUUUUGGACAUUGACUCAAAACUUACUUCAGUUAUUUGUAACUCAAUUUCUAGGUUUUUGCCCGUUCGCAGUUUUACCACAUAUUACAAAGGAUUAGAGUAUUCGUGUCAUGGAAUUGUAUGGAUUGCCUGUUGGUUGACUUUCAUUUGGUUUGCUUGGUCAAAAUCUUUGUUUCAAAUGCAAGUUAACCUUCUUAUUGGAUUAUUUAUUGAUAUUUUUGCGGUUGCUACUAUAAAAGCAUUUGUUCGUCGCCGUCGACCUGUAGGCAACAAGAAUGAUCAAUGGGUUACAAUUGGCCCUGAUGUCUACUCUUUUCCGUCAGGACACGUGUCUAGAGCAUUUUACAUAUUAUUUUAUUUUUAUAAAUUGUAUCCGUUAAAUGAAUUUAUGGUAUUGUUUUUAUGUGUUUGGGCAGUUGCUGUGGCUUUUAGUCGAAUACUUUUAAGACGUCAUCAUUUAUUAGAUGUAAUUGCUGGCGCUGUAUUAGGGUAUUUUAUAUCAUUUGUAGUAUCUGUAAUUUGGAUCGACCAAAUUACAGCCGAGUAUUUGGUAUCGUAUGUGUCAGAUGAUAAAUUGGAGGGUGGAGAAUAUCAUGUGUAAAUUUUAACUAAACAUUUAUAUUAUAAUAAAAAAAAUAUAUUUAAAAAAUAUUAAAAAUAAUAUAAUUAUAAUGUGUAAAAUCAAGAAAUAUAUUGUACAUUUUUAAUAGA
Molecule: messenger RNA, 927 nt
Organism: Metopolophium dirhodum (rose-grain aphid)
Lineage: Eukaryota; Metazoa; Arthropoda; Insecta; Hemiptera; Aphididae
Product: polyisoprenoid diphosphate/phosphate phosphohydrolase PLPP6
Exons: 3
Coding region: 179-817 (212 amino acids)
Molecular function (GO): sphingosine-1-phosphate phosphatase activity
Source: RefSeq, a predicted model, not a curated record